UGAGGUACAGGGGGGAACGACAUUAAAAACAUUAAUGGGUUUCAAGUUAACUUUAACAAGGUUUUAUUUGUUGUAUCAAAUACUGUGCGCUCAGUUACUGCAGUUCUGCGCUAAAGACAUCAAGUAGUCAAGCACCGACGCCAAGUGGUUAAGACCGACGCCCUGUGUAAACAGAAACACAGGUAAACCAGGAUACCAGCCACUUUCAGUUGGAAACGUGUCACAGCUCUCGGUUUGUUGAGUAUGUCAGCCUUCUGUUUAUUCUGAACCACGGCAUUGCGCAAUCUGAUGAAGCAGAUAUGGCACUGAGCUUUAAACGGCCACAUCAGCACAUCAGACGAAGAGAUAAGAGGGUUCUCGGUUUAAAAGCAGCAGCUGACGAGUUGUCCAAUUCACCCUCACCGCCACCAUGACCUUCAACGGGACCUGGAAAGUCAUUCGCAAUGAGAACUAUGAGAAAUUCAUGGAAGAAAUGGGCAUUAACAUGGUGAAGAGGAAGCUGGCUGCUCACGACAACCUCAAGAUAACCAUCGAACAGAAUGGAGACACGUUUCAUGUCAAGGAGGGCAGCAAUUUCCGCACCCUGGAAAUAGACUUCACCAUGGGAGUCAACUUUGAUUACAGCCUUGCAGAUGGAACAGAACUAUCAGGCACAUGGACCUUGGAGGGAGACGUACUGAAGGGGAAUUUCAAAAGAAAGGACAACGGAAAGCAACUUUUAACAACCAGAAUCGUCCAAGGAGACGAACUCAUACAGAGCUAUAACUACGAAGGUGUGGACGCAAAAAGGAUUUUCAAAAGGUGUUAAAGCAAACUGAUCAACAAAACUAUUAUGUGAGAGAUGUCUGACAUCAGGAUUACACAGUAUUGUGCUGAACUAUCACUC
Molecule: messenger RNA, 886 nt
Organism: Monopterus albus (swamp eel)
Lineage: Eukaryota; Metazoa; Chordata; Actinopteri; Synbranchiformes; Synbranchidae
Gene: fabp2
Product: fatty acid binding protein 2, intestinal
Exons: 4
Coding region: 410-808 (132 amino acids)
Molecular function (GO): lipid binding
Source: RefSeq, a predicted model, not a curated record